Messenger RNA from Fulmarus glacialis (Northern fulmar), 852 nucleotides. RefSeq names its product sorting nexin 25 (gene SNX25). Gene Ontology annotation, cellular component: early endosome membrane; intracellular membrane-bounded organelle. The annotation marks the transcript as partial. The transcript is spliced from 7 exons. The record is from RefSeq and is a predicted model, not a curated record. Gene Ontology annotation, molecular function: phosphatidylinositol binding. NCBI's taxonomy places the organism in Eukaryota, Metazoa, Chordata, Aves, Procellariiformes, Procellariidae.
AGCCAAGGUUGUGAAGAAGCUACUGAAGAAUGCAGCCCAAGAAUUAAUGAACAGGCCAGUUAUGCUGUAAAUAAACUUCGCCAGCUAAAUGACAAGCUUGAGUAUAAGAAACAGGCUCUAAAUUCCAUAUGUAAUUCACCAAAACCCGACAAAAAGAUUGUUUCUAAGCUGAAGGAUGAAAUUACUCUGAUGGAGAGAGAGCAUAAUGACCUUCAGCUGCACAUUGCAAGAACGGACUGGUGGUGUGAGAAUCUUGGCAUGUGGAAAGCCUUCAUUGUCUCAGGCGAGGUUUUAGAAGAGAAUGGAGAACAAGUGCCCUGUUACUCUGUCAUGGUGAGUUUACAAGAAGUUGGUGGAGCUGAAACUAAGAACUGGACUGUUCCCAGGAAGCUCAGUGAGUUUCAGAACCUACACCGGAAACUCAGUGAGUGUUUUCCAUCAUUAAAGAAAGUUCAGUUGCCUUCCCUCAGCAAGCUGCCCUUCAAAUCCAUAGACCAGAAAUUCAUGGAGAAAUCCAAGAACCAGCUUAAUAACUUUCUGCAGAAAUUGCUCUCUGAUGAAAGACUCUGCCAGAGUGAAGCACUUUACGCCUUCUUGAGCCCUUCCCCAGAGCACCUCAAAGUUAUUGAUGUGCAAGGAAAGAAGUCAUCUUUUUCACUCUCCUCAUUUCUAGAGCGACUUCCUGGUGAUUUGUUUUCUCAUCAGGAGGAAGAAACGGAAGAGGAUAGUGACCUGUCAGACUACGGAGAGGAGGUGGAUGGGAAAAGGGACUCUCUUGCUGAACCAUGUUUCAUGCUGAUUGGAGAGAUUUUUGAGCUGCGAGGAAUGUUCAAGUGGGUCAGAAAAACAUUA